AUGGCAGCGCGGCUGCUCGCACCACCAGGCCCUGAUAGUUUCAAGCCUUUCACCCCUGAGUCACUGGCCAACAUUGAGAGGCGCAUUGCCGAGAGCAAGCUCAAGAAACCGCCAAAGGCCGAUAGCAGUCAUCGGGAAGAUGACGAGGACAGCAAGCCCAAGCCAAACAGUGACCUGGAAGCGGGGAAGAGUUUGCCUUUCAUCUAUGGGGACAUCCCCCAAGGCCUGGUUGCGGUUCCCCUGGAGGACUUUGACCCGUACUAUUUGACGCAGAAAACCUUUGUAGUAUUAAACAGAGGGAAAACUCUCUUCAGAUUUAGUGCCACGCCUGCCUUGUACAUUUUAAGUCCUUUUAACCUGAUAAGAAGAAUAGCUAUUAAAAUUUUGAUACAUUCAGUAUUUAGCAUGAUCAUUAUGUGCACUAUUUUGACCAACUGUGUAUUCAUGACUUUUAGUAACCCUCCUGACUGGUCGAAGAAUGUGGAGUACACGUUCACAGGGAUUUAUACAUUUGAAUCACUAGUGAAAAUCAUUGCAAGAGGUUUCUGCAUAGAUGGCUUUACCUUUUUACGGGAUCCGUGGAACUGGUUAGAUUUCAGUGUCAUCAUGAUGGCAUAUGUGACAGAGUUUGUGGACCUGGGCAAUGUCUCAGCGCUGAGAACAUUCAGGGUUCUGCGAGCUUUGAAAACUAUCUCUGUAAUUCCAGGCCUGAAGACCAUCGUGGGCGCCCUAAUUCAGUCCGUGAAGAAGCUGUCAGAUGUGAUGAUCUUGACAGUGUUCUGCCUGAGUGUCUUUGCCUUGAUCGGACUGCAGCUCUUCAUGGGAAACCUGCGGAACAAGUGUGUGGUGUGGCCCAUAAACUUCAACGAGAGCUAUCUUGAAAACGGCACCAAGGGCUUUGACUGGGAAGAGUACAUCAACAAUAAAACAAAUUUUUACACAGUUCCUGGCAUGCUGGAACCUUUACUCUGUGGGAACAGUUCUGAUGCUGGGCAAUGCCCAGAGGGAUACCAGUGUAUGAAAGCAGGAAGGAACCCCAACUAUGGUUACACAAGCUUUGACACCUUUAGCUGGGCCUUCUUGGCAUUGUUUCGCCUUAUGACCCAGGACUACUGGGAAAACUUGUAUCAAUUAACCUUAAGAGCAGCUGGGAAGACGUACAUGAUCUUCUUCGUCUUGGUCAUCUUUGUGGGUUCUUUCUAUCUGGUGAACUUGAUCUUGGCUGUGGUGGCCAUGGCUUAUGAAGAACAGAAUCAGGCAACACUGGAGGAAGCAGAGCAGAAAGAGGCUGAAUUCAAAGCAAUGUUGGAGCAACUUAAGAAGCAGCAGGAAGAGGCACAGGCGGCGGCGAUGGCCACUUCAGCAGGAACUGUCUCAGAAGAUGCCAUAGAGGAAGAAGGUGAAGAAGGGGCAGGCUCUCCCCGGAGCUCAUCUGAAAUCUCUAAGCUCAGUUCCAAGAGUGCCAAAGAGAGACGUAACAGGAGAAAGAAGAGGAAACAAAAGGAGCUCUCUGAAGGGGAAGAGAAAGGGGAUCCCGAGAAGGUGUUCAAGUCAGAGUCAGAAGAUGGUAUGAGGAGGAAGGGCUUUCGGCUACCAGACAACAGAAUUGGGAGGAAAUUUUCCAUCAUGAAUCAGUCACUGCUCAGCAUUCCGGGCUCCCCAUUCCUGUCCCGCCACAACAGCAAAAGCAGCAUCUUCAGCUUCAGGGGGCCCGGGCGGUUCCGGGACCCGGGCUCCGAGAACGAGUUUGCGGACGACGAGCACAGCACGGUGGAGGAGAGCGAGGGCCGCCGGGACUCGCUCUUCAUCCCCAUCCGAGCCCGCGAGCGCCGCAGCAGCUACAGCGGCUACAGCGGCUACAGCCAGGGCAGCCGCUCCUCGCGCAUCUUCCCCAGCCUGCGUCGCAGCGUCAAGCGCAACAGCACGGUGGACUGCAACGGGGUGGUGUCCCUCAUCGGCGGCCCCGGCUCCCACAUCAGCGGGCGUCUCCUGCCAGAGGUGAAAAUAGAUAAGGCAGCUACUGAUGACAGUGCUACAACCGAGGUGGAAAUUAAGAAGAAAGGCCCCGGAUCUCUCUUAGUUUCCAUGGACCAAUUGGCCUCCUAUGGGCGGAAGGACAGGAUCAACAGUAUAUUGAGCGUUGUUACAAAUACACUGGUAGAAGAGCUGGAAGAGUCUCAGAGAAAGUGCCCGCCAUGCUGGUAUAAAUUUGCCAACACUUUCCUCAUCUGGGAGUGUCAUCCCUACUGGAUAAAGCUGAAAGAGAUUGUAAACUUGAUCGUCAUGGACCCUUUUGUGGACUUGGCCAUCACCAUCUGCAUUGUCCUGAAUACACUGUUUAUGGCAAUGGAGCACCAUCCUAUGACGCCACAGUUUGAACAUGUCUUGGCUGUAGGAAAUCUGGUUUUCACUGGAAUUUUCACAGCGGAAAUGUUCCUGAAGCUCAUAGCCAUGGAUCCCUACUAUUAUUUCCAAGAAGGUUGGAACAUUUUUGAUGGAUUUAUUGUCUCCCUCAGUUUAAUGGAACUGAGUCUAGCAGACGUGGAGGGGCUUUCGGUGCUGCGAUCUUUCCGAUUGCUCCGAGUCUUCAAACUGGCCAAAUCCUGGCCCACCCUGAACAUGCUGAUCAAGAUUAUUGGAAAUUCAGUGGGUGCCCUGGGCAACCUGACCCUGGUGCUGGCCAUUAUUGUUUUCAUCUUUGCUGUGGUGGGAAUGCAACUCUUUGGAAAGAGCUACAAAGAGUGUGUCUGCAAGAUCAACCAGGACUGUGAACUCCCUCGCUGGCACAUGCAUGACUUUUUUCAUUCUUUCCUCAUUGUCUUUCGAGUGUUGUGCGGGGAGUGGAUCGAGACUAUGUGGGACUGCAUGGAGGUGGCCGGCCAGGCCAUGUGCCUCAUUGUCUUCAUGAUGGUCAUGGUUAUUGGCAACUUGGUGGUGCUGAACCUGUUUCUGGCCUUGCUCCUGAGCUCCUUCAGUGCUGACAACUUGGCAGCCACAGAUGAUGAUGGGGAAAUGAACAACCUGCAAAUCUCAGUAAUCCGGAUCAAGAAGGGCGUGGCUUGGACCAAACUGAAAGUGCGCGCCUUCAUGCAGGCCCACUUCAAGCAGCGCGAGGCCGAUGAAGUGAAACCUCUGGAUGAGCUGUACGAAAAGAAGGCCAACUGUAUCGCCAACCACACUGGCGCCGACAUCCACCGGAACGGUGACUUCCAGAAGAAUGGCAAUGGCACAACCAGCGGCAUCGGCAGCAGCGUGGAGAAGUACAUCAUUGAUGAGGACCACAUGUCCUUCAUCAACAAUCCCAACCUGACCGUGAGAGUGCCCAUCGCGGUAGGCGAGUCUGAUUUUGAGAACCUCAACACCGAGGACGUCAGCAGCGAGUCGGAUCCUGAAGGCAGCAAAGAUAAACUGGAUGACACUAGCUCCUCUGAAGGCAGCACCAUUGAUAUCAAACCAGAAGUAGAAGAAGUCCCUGUGGAACAGCCUGAGGAAUACUUGGAUCCAGAUGCCUGUUUCACAGAAGGCUGUGUCCAGAGAUUCAAGUGCUGCCAGGUCAACAUUGAGGAAGGGCUGGGCAAGUCUUGGUGGAUCCUGCGGAAAACCUGCUUUCUCAUUGUGGAGCACAAUUGGUUUGAGACCUUCAUCAUCUUCAUGAUUCUGCUCAGCAGUGGCGCCCUGGCCUUCGAGGACAUCUACAUUGAGCAGAGAAAGAGCAUUCGUACCAUCCUGGAGUACGCUGACAAAGUCUUCACCUAUAUCUUCAUCCUGGAGAUGUUGCUCAAGUGGAUAGCCUAUGGCUUCGUCAAGUUCUUCACCAAUGCCUGGUGCUGGCUGGACUUCCUCAUCGUGGCUGUCUCUUUAGUCAGCCUUAUAGCUAAUGCCCUGGGCUACUCGGAACUAGGUGCCAUAAAGUCCCUUAGGACCCUAAGAGCUUUGAGACCCUUAAGAGCCUUAUCACGAUUUGAAGGGAUGAGGGUGGUGGUGAAUGCCUUGGUGGGCGCCAUCCCCUCCAUCAUGAAUGUGCUGCUGGUGUGUCUCAUCUUCUGGCUGAUUUUCAGCAUCAUGGGAGUUAACCUGUUUGCCGGAAAGUACCACUACUGCUUUAAUGAGUCUUCUGAAAUCCGAUUUGAAAUUGAAGAUGUCAACAAUAAAACUGAGUGUGAAAAGCUCAUGGAGGGGAACAAUACAGAAAUCAGAUGGAAGAACGUGAAGAUCAACUUUGACAACGUCGGGGCAGGAUAUCUGGCGCUUCUUCAAGUGGCAACCUUCAAAGGCUGGAUGGACAUCAUGUAUGCAGCUGUAGAUUCCCGAAAGCCUGAUGAGCAGCCUAAGUAUGAGGACAACAUCUACAUGUACAUCUACUUUGUCAUCUUCAUCAUCUUCGGCUCCUUCUUCACCCUGAACCUGUUCAUUGGUGUCAUCAUUGAUAACUUCAAUCAACAAAAGAAAAAGUUUGGAGGUCAAGACAUCUUCAUGACCGAAGAACAGAAGAAGUACUACAAUGCCAUGAAAAAGCUGGGCUCAAAGAAACCACAGAAACCCAUCCCCCGCCCCCUGAACAAAAUCCAAGGUAUCAUCUUUGAUUUUGUCACUCAACAAGCCUUUGACAUUGUUAUCAUGAUGCUCAUCUGCCUUAACAUGGUGACAAUGAUGGUGGAGACAGAUACACAGAGCAAGCAGAUGGAGAACAUUCUCUACUGGAUUAACCUGGUCUUUGUCAUCUUCUUCACCUGUGAGUGUGUGCUCAAAAUGUUUGCCUUGAGGCACUACUACUUCACCAUUGGCUGGAACAUCUUCGACUUCGUGGUGGUCAUCCUCUCCAUUGUGGGAAUGUUCCUGGCUGAUAUAAUUGAGAAAUACUUUGUUUCCCCAACCCUGUUCCGAGUCAUCCGAUUGGCCCGUAUUGGGCGCAUCUUGCGUCUGAUCAAAGGCGCCAAAGGGAUUCGUACCCUGCUCUUUGCCUUAAUGAUGUCCUUACCUGCUCUGUUCAACAUCGGCCUUCUGCUCUUCCUGGUCAUGUUCAUCUUCUCCAUCUUUGGGAUGUCCAAUUUUGCAUAUGUAAAGCACGAGGCUGGCAUUGAUGACAUGUUCAACUUUGAGACAUUCGGCAACAGCAUGAUCUGCCUAUUUCAGAUCACAACCUCGGCCGGUUGGGACGGCCUGCUGCUGCCCAUCCUAAACCGCCCCCCCGACUGCAGUCUGGAUAAGGAACACCCAGGGAGUGGCUUUAAAGGGGACUGCGGGAACCCCUCAGUGGGCAUCUUCUUCUUUGUGAGCUACAUCAUCGUCUCCUUCCUGAUCGUGGUGAACAUGUACAUUGCCAUCAUCUUGGAGAACUUCAGCGUAGCCACGGAGGAAAGUGCAGACCCUCUGAGUGAGGAUGACUUUGAGACCUUCUAUGAGAUCUGGGAGAAGUUCGACCCCGAUGCCACCCAGUUCAUCGAGUAUAGUAAGCUGGCAGACUUUGCAGAUGCCUUGGAGCAUCCUCUCCGAGUGCCCAAGCCCAACACCAUAGAGCUCAUUGCCAUGGAUCUACCAAUGGUCAGCGGGGAUCGCAUCCACUGCUUGGACGUCCUUUUUGCCUUCACCAAGCGGGUCCUGGGAGACAGCGGAGAGUUGGACAUCCUUCGGCAGCAGAUGGAGGAGAGGUUCGUGGCAUCCAAUCCUUCCAAAAUGUCUUACGAGCCAAUCACGACCACGCUGCGGCGCAAGCAGGAAGAGGUGUCAGCAGUGGUCCUGCAGCGGGCCUACCGGGGACAUUUAGCAAGGCGGGGCUUCAUUUGCAAAAAGACAACUUCCAAUAAGCUGGAGAAUGGAGGCACCCACCGGGAGAAAAAAGAGAGCACCCCUUCUACAGCCUCCCUCCCAUCCUAUGACAGUGUAACUAAACCCGAGAAGGAGAAACAGCAACGGGCAGAGGAAGGAAGAAGGGAAAGAGCCAAAAGACAAAAAGAGGUCAGAGAAUCCAAGUGUUAG
Balaenoptera ricei (Rice's whale) is the source of this 5976-nucleotide messenger RNA. RefSeq names its product sodium voltage-gated channel alpha subunit 8 (gene SCN8A). The transcript is spliced from 26 exons. NCBI's taxonomy places the organism in Eukaryota, Metazoa, Chordata, Mammalia, Artiodactyla, Balaenopteridae. Gene Ontology annotation, molecular function: protein binding; voltage-gated sodium channel activity. Gene Ontology annotation, cellular component: plasma membrane; axon; voltage-gated sodium channel complex. Bases 1 to 5976 code for a protein of 1991 amino acids. Gene Ontology annotation, biological process: sodium ion transmembrane transport; neuronal action potential; membrane depolarization during action potential. The record is from RefSeq and is a predicted model, not a curated record.